AUGUCGGGUUCGCCUGUGGCCACCGCUGAUAACAACACCCCGCGUCCGAAGGCUGCCAGACGACGAGGCAGAGGCCGUGGCGGUCGUGGCUCUCUUCGAUCUAUCCAGGCAGCUCCCAACACACAACCUGAAGCUCAGGAAACGCCUCAAGUACCAGCAAACGAAGCUUCAUCGUUGAAUGUACAGCCGAACGAAUCAUCACGGGCCGCAAGAGGAUCGAGGGGGGGAAAACGGGGUGGACGAGGGGUGGGCGCAUCCCAGGACUACGGUCGACGACGUGAACGAGGACGAGGUGAGGAUACAAAGGCUUUGGGCGGUGGGCUGGGAGGACGGACAUUUGAAGGACGAUUGUCGAAACCCCACCGGCCGUCUGAUGAGGAUCAACCAGAUGAUACGGGGGACUUGAGCUUGAGAGCUGAUGCGCCUGAAUUUGUCCCCGGAGCGCCAACGAAUGGAGUCGUACCUACCAGACUCACAUCCUCAGCAGAUUCUACGACCGGAAAGGGCAAGUCGAAGAACAUUCAGCCUCGGCCGCCGAAAGUGACGACGAAAUCUACUGCACCUGAUAUCGCCACCCGGAUACACGAAGACAUCGCGCACAACCUCUAUGAAUGUCCGAUUUGUACAAGCGAGCUGGGCCGAAGGUCGCGGGUCUGGUCGUGUGAGUUGUGCUGGACUGUUUUCCAUCUGAGUUGUGUCAAGAAAUGGUCAAAGAAUGAAGGAUCGGCCGCCCAGGAUGCUGCGCGUCGCCAGGCAGAUGGGGAGCCUAGUGCACCGCGUGCCUGGCGCUGCCCUGGCUGUAAUCUUCCACACGAGAUCUUCCCUUCCACCUAUUCCUGUUGGUGUGAGAAGGAAGUCGACCCCCGUCCGCUACCUGGCCUCCCCCCACACUCGUGCGGUCAAACCUGCUCACGGCCACGCAAAGGCUGUCCGCAUCCGUGCGAUGCGACUUGCCACGCUGGUCCUUGUUCACCUUGUACCGCGAUGGGCCCGACUCAAGAUUGUUUCUGUGGGAGGAAUUCGUCGACUAAGCGCUGCCAGGAUAUAGAUUACGAGAAUGGUUGGAGCUGUGGGGAGAUAUGCGGUGACUUGCUCCCCUGCGGCGAACACACUUGUACUCGGCCGUGCCAUGAGGGCCUCUGUGGGGCAUGUGAAGUCAAAAUAGAGGGUCGUUGCUAUUGUGGAAAGGUGCAGACCGAGAUGCUUUGCAGCUCCAAGGAUGAGGAGUUCGAAAGUCAACUGGCGCGAGGGGACGAUGGUACGAUCGAUGAAUGGAUUGGUUGUUUCAGCUGCGGAGAUCAGUGCAGUCGUCCUUUUGAUUGCGGAGUGCACUUCUGUGAGAAAGGUUGCCAUCCUCAGGAUGCACAUCCCGCUCAUUGCCCGCGGUCACCGGAUGUCGUUUCUCACUGUCCUUGCGGGAAGACGCCUCUGACAGAGAUGCCUUACUUCUCUGCCCGCACGUCCUGUGAGGAUCCUAUACCCAACUGUUCGAGGCCCUGUGGUAAGAUGCUGGAUUGCGGACACUCGUGCGACCAGAUCUGCCACACCGGCCCGUGUGGCUCGUGUCGACGCAAGGUGCCAGUUAAUUGCCGCUGCGGUCGCACCACGGUUGUAACUGUGUGCCAUCAAGGCACAAUUGAACCUCCUUGGUGUUUCCGUGUUUGCAAAGCAGGCUUGCACUGUGGCCGACACGCUUGCGCAGAGAGAUGCUGCGCUGGGGAGCAAAAGGCCAUUGAACGUCAGGCCGUGCGGCGGAAGCUCAAGUCACACCUCAGACCUAGCGACGAGGAUGUUGAAGCCGAACAUAUUUGCACGCGAGUUUGUGGUCGUCCGCUGAAAUGCGGAAGACACACAUGCCCGGAAAUCUGUCACAAGGGACCUUGUAACACUUGCCGAGAGGCAAUUUUCGAGGAUAUUCCGUGUAACUGCGGCAGAACUGUUCUGUCUCCACCCUUACCCUGUGGGACUAAACCUCCUGCUUGCUCCUUUCCGUGUGAACGACCUAAGCCAUGCGGCCAUCCUCAGACACCUCACAAUUGUCAUACUGACGAAGAGAGCUGUCCCAAGUGCCCGUUCCUCACUGAGAAGGCCUGUCUUUGUGGCAAACGUGUCUUGAAAAACCAGCCUUGCUGGCUGGCGGAGACGCGAUGUGGCCAGGUGUGCGGUGAACCGCUUAAAUGUGGCUCUCAUUCCUGCCAAAAGACCUGCCACCGGCCUGGCGAGUGCGAGGAUGCCUCCAGGCCUUGCCAACAGCCAUGUGGAAAGACCAAGUCCCUGUGCGGUCACCCAUGCACUGAACCUUGUCAUGCCCCGUACCAGUGCCCCGAGAAGACGCCUUGCGCGUCCACAGUCACAGUAACUUGUGGCUGUGGACGGCUUCGUCAAUCACGUCGCUGCAAUGCAGCGGCGGCAUCGAAGGGACCGGUACCGCAGGCAACAAGAGGACCUGCCGUGACCCCGUUGACAUGCGACGACGAAUGCGCUCGCUUGGAGCGGAAUCGUGCUCUGGCAUCUGCGCUUGGCGUCGAGAUUAACCCGGCCACCACGGCUGCUUCGAAUAUUUCUCCCAACACCCUUCCUUAUUCAACAGAAACCCUGGACUUGUAUGUCCAGCUUUCUUCCACCUCUCCGCUCUCCACACUACAGACGUACGAAUCAACCCUCCAUUCCUUAGCAACCAGUACCACUCAGCGAUCCGUACGCUUUCAGCCCGCCAAAUCCCCCCUCCGUGCGUUCAUCCACUCCUUAGCCGCGGACUGGGGCUUCGCCAGUGAGAGCUUCGAUCCAGAACCCCAUCGUCACGUCUUCGUCCUGAAACCCACAACAUGGACCGCACCGCUCCUCGGGUUCGGCCCAGAGAACUCCAUCGGCGUCGGCGGCAAAAGUGUGGGCGAAUGCGUCAAGCUCCGCGAACGCCAACGUCUCAAAGAGCGUGAAGCGCAACGGCUCGCCGCCGCCGAAGCCAAAGCGCUCAAGGAAGCUGCCAAAGCGCAGCAGUCCACAGAUACAGCGGGCGACGGCGGCUGGGCCCAGGUCGCUGCCUCCCGUCGAAGCAACGGCGUAAGCUCGGCGAGAAGCACGACCCCGGUUGCGAGUCCUAGUCCGUGGUCCGGGUCGAAGUUCGCGGCCCUUGCUGGCGGCGACAGCGGGACCUGGGGUCUUCCUAAGAAAGAGAAGCUCGUUCUGCGGUCCGGCGUAGGAGCCGCGAAGAAGAAUUCCGCGACUCCGCCUGCGACUGAGGUCGCGGAUAACUGGGAGGAAGAGGAGGAAAAGGUGGAGCAGGAAGAGGAGCGUGAGCGUGAGCGCGAGCAACAGUUGGACGAGGAAGCGCAGCCCAGAGAGGAGAAUAAUGAAAUGACUGACGCAACGGAUUCGGUUGAGAUGCCUGCCGAAGCGAUUGUCUCAACGGAUUGA
Molecule: messenger RNA, 3414 nt
Organism: Aspergillus udagawae
Lineage: Eukaryota; Fungi; Ascomycota; Eurotiomycetes; Eurotiales; Aspergillaceae
Product: putative NF-X1 finger transcription factor
Exons: 1
Coding region: 1-3414 (1137 amino acids)
Biological process (GO): negative regulation of transcription by RNA polymerase II
Cellular component (GO): nucleus
Molecular function (GO): DNA-binding transcription factor activity, RNA polymerase II-specific; zinc ion binding; RNA polymerase II transcription regulatory region sequence-specific DNA binding
Source: RefSeq, a predicted model, not a curated record